Pistacia vera is the source of this 942-nucleotide messenger RNA. Its product is annotated as basic leucine zipper 43. Gene Ontology annotation, biological process: regulation of DNA-templated transcription. Bases 108 to 665 code for a protein of 185 amino acids. Gene Ontology annotation, molecular function: DNA-binding transcription factor activity. The record is from RefSeq and is a predicted model, not a curated record. NCBI's taxonomy places the organism in Eukaryota, Viridiplantae, Streptophyta, Magnoliopsida, Sapindales, Anacardiaceae. The transcript has a single exon.
UUCAAUGUUGCUCCCUAUAAUUAGUGUCUAAUGUAAAAACUUGUAACAUGAUUUAAGUUUUACAUUUUUUCUUUCUUUUUCUCUUGUUCUUUCUGAACAUUGAAGCCAUGGAGCCACAUGAAUUCAAGCAACAAUAUGGAGCAAACCCAGUUCCAAAUCUUCUUCAAUUUCCUUCAACUUACCCAGCAUGGAGCUCAAAUUUCUCCGGCGGAUUCUUACCCAGUUCUGACGACCAGUUUCAUGUUCCUUUCCAUGUAUUCUCUCCAAAUACAUCGUCUGUCAGCAUAGGCUCGACUCUAGAUGAUGAAGCAAGAGAGAACAGAGUGAGUAACAUCAAUGAAAGGAGGCUGAAAAGAGUGAUAUCUAACCGGGAAUCUGCUCGAAGAUCAAGACUGCGCAAGAAAAAAUUAAUCGAAGAGCUUCAGUUUCAGGUUAACCAAGUUAAAACUAUUAAUCAUCAACUAUCAGAAAAGAUCAUUCUCUUGUUAGAAAGCAACAACCUUAUCCUCCAAGAGAAUGUACAGCUCAAGGAGAAAGUUUCUUCUCUUCAAAUACUUCUCUCCGAUCUCAUGACCCCUCUCCGGGGUCUGGAAGAAGUCACUGCCCCCACUGCAAAUAUGAAUAGCCUCAGAGCCGAGGCUUCAAGUCAAUCCAUUCAUCACUAAACCAUGGAAUGAAUAUACCCUUUUCACAACUUAGUUGUUCAUGUAAAUAUCCAUGAAGGUUACAGUAAGGGCACUUAUCAUCAGCUGUAUUUGGAAUAAACUCUACUCUUCACAUAUGUAUGAUCAUGAAAUAUUAUAAAUUCUAUUUCUUCUCUUCUGACAAUCUAUGAAACACAUACUCUUAAGGUAAAAGAGAGAUUCAUAAGUUUGAUAUAGAAAAGGAGCAUGUACAACACAAAAUAAUCUUCUACAUAAAACUGAUUGCUCCAAAUGGUCU